Messenger RNA from Maudiozyma saulgeensis, 1374 nucleotides. NCBI's taxonomy places the organism in Eukaryota, Fungi, Ascomycota, Saccharomycetes, Saccharomycetales, Saccharomycetaceae. The record is from the annotation of a GenBank genome assembly.
AUGAAUAGAUACGACAGACAAUUAAGGUUAUGGGGUGGUGCGGGUCAGGAUUUGUUGUCUGAGUCCCACAUUUGCGUCAUUGGGCCAGAAACCUGCUUGCUUCAGGAAACUAUUAAAAACUUAGUAUUGGUUGGUAUUUCAAAGUUUACUUGGUUUAAGAGUAAUAUUAUGCAGACAUCCCAAGAGAAUAACCUUUUUUACAAAAAUCUUAUUCAAGAUAUGAUUCCAUUGAAUCCUCGAGGAGUCUCUAUCACUCAAAGACCAAUCUCCGAUAUGCAUGAAGUAACUCAAGGCGGUGAUUUUUCAAUAAUAAUUGUGAUAUCAGAAACUAAUAUUAAGGACGACCUCUUAAAUACAUCAUUAUCUUCAAUGGUAGCCCCUGUAAUUAUGUCUCAUGCAGUGGGGUUAUAUGGCUAUAUAUUUACGAAAUUGUUCGAACCUCAUUGGAUAAUUGAAUCUCGUCCAGACUACGAAGUGCCAUCUUUUAGAUUAGAGUCCCCUUGGGAAGAAUUACGUAAUUAUAUGGAUAAUAUUAAACUAGAGACUUUGAAUGAAUAUUCUUUGGCAGAAUUACCGUAUAUUGUACUACUGUACAAGGCAUUACAACAUUUGCACCCUAUUGCAUCUGUUGACAAUAAGAUGAUUAAGGAUACGUUGACAAAUUGGUACAUUUCAGAGAUUAACCCAAAGGGUAAAAACGAUAUGAAUUAUGAUGAAGCUGUUAGAUAUUCAUACGUGGCUUUACCAAAUGAAACCUACAAAGUCAGUUUACAAGAGUUGAUCAAGCAUUCGCAACAAAAUAGAGAUGAAAAAACUAAUGGCUGGAGAGAUGGGUAUAACAAACAAGUUAUUAUAUUACUUCAUGCGUUAUCUGUAUAUUUAAAAUCAAAUGGAGGUGAUAUAAUGGUAAACCCUGAUAUCCCAGACAUGGAAUCGAGCUCAAAAAUAUUUGGAGAAUUACAACAAGUGUACAAAAAUAAAGCCAAAUAUGACUUGGUUAAUUUUUCUAAAGUGGUCCACCAACUAGAUGAAAGUAUCUCUGCUGAUAUGAUCUCAAGAUUUUCCCGCAACGUAAAGAAUAUAAAAUGUAUUAAACCGACAACAAGAUCAAUAAGGGACUUCCUUACUGACCCUAAAUUGAAUGAAACCAGUCCAGUGUUGAGUACACUUCUUAAAUUUCAGAAACAAGAGCAGGUGGAAAAGACAACCGAUAACAAGCUAUUCUUCAUUGGUGAAAGUUAUCCAACAGCCUCCUUCAUCGGCGGUCUAAUCUCCCAGGAAGUCAUUAAACUGAUAACUCAUCAGUACAUCCCUGUCAACAAUACUCUCAUAUAUGACGGCAUGCAUAAUGAUAUAGUCAGUUUCGAAUGCUAG